Messenger RNA from Durio zibethinus, 970 nucleotides. RefSeq lists its product as uncharacterized. The record is from RefSeq and is a predicted model, not a curated record. NCBI's taxonomy places the organism in Eukaryota, Viridiplantae, Streptophyta, Magnoliopsida, Malvales, Malvaceae.
GAAUAUUUCACGUGGCAUGCACGUGCGUCCUCGACUGACGAAUGGAUCAUAAAACAAACAGAUAAACGUUAGCCACCCGCUUUCUCGUCGUCGAAUGACACUGCUCACUUGAGUUUCAGUUGUUUUAUUUAUUUAUUUAUUUUUGUUUUUCCUCCGAAAAAGAAUACUGUGGAUAUGCCUUCUCUUCUGCAUGGUCUUUUACCCAAAAAUGAGCCCAUUUCUUUGCUGGGCAUUUCGGCUUUUCCAUCCCUGCAACCGCCGACGAGAUCAGCUUCUGCUUCUUUGAUGCGUGGUACUGCUGUAUCUCAGAUCUUGUAUAAAAAGAGAACCACUCUAUUUCUGCAAAAUGGUUUGAACAACACAAGGUCAAAGAAACAGAUCUCCAUUGCUCCCAGAUGUAGCCGUUCCUCAAACUCCAAUGAUAGUAAAGAUCAAACCAAGACGCCUUUUGGAUACACAAGGAAGGAUGUUUUAUUGAUUGGUCUUGGAGUCACUCUUGCUGGGGUUGGCUUGAAAAGUGGAUUGGAGUUUGCUGGAGUUGAUCCUCUACAAGCAGGAAACGUAGUUCAGUUGGUAAUGGUUUUGGGCCUUACGGUUGGAUGGAUUUCAACAUACAUCUUUAGAGUCUCAAACAAGGAAAUGACAUAUGCUCAACAAUUACGUGACUAUGAAGUUAAAGUCAUGCAGAAACGCUUGGAAGGAUUGACAGAAGCUGAGCUGGAGGCAUUGCUUGAACAAGUUGAAGAAGAGAAGCAACGCCAAGCAAGUGGAGAGCAGGUUAAUUAAUGCUCUUUAUACUUUAUAUAUAUCCAUUAAAUUUUGACGGGAAUCAAGGUGUGUGGCUCAAUGUAUAUGGUCAUUUUACAAGGAUGUUCUCAAGUUACCCUCAUUUGUUGUAAAUGAAAAUGCAGCUUUUGGCUAAAUGAAAAUGCUUGUGUAUGUGAUUUAUCAAAACCCAGAAUAUUUAUCC